Magallana angulata is the source of this 2846-nucleotide messenger RNA. RefSeq lists its product as uncharacterized. Gene Ontology annotation, biological process: positive regulation of DNA-templated transcription. The coding region runs from base 237 to 1925 and encodes 562 amino acids. NCBI's taxonomy places the organism in Eukaryota, Metazoa, Mollusca, Bivalvia, Ostreida, Ostreidae. The record is from RefSeq and is a predicted model, not a curated record. Gene Ontology annotation, cellular component: chromatin; nucleoplasm. Gene Ontology annotation, molecular function: ubiquitin-protein transferase activity; zinc ion binding; protein binding. The transcript has 2 exons.
AGAGUUAUUGAACUUGACAUUACCCAAAUAACUGUACAUAAUUAAAAAGAAGAAAAAAACAAUGAUGUUGGGAUAAACUUUUCGACAAAAAGAAGAAGCUUUUCAGCAAAAUAAAAUCAUUUUUCUUGAGUCAUUCAAUCAAUCACGUGAUAAAUAGGUCACCAGACCAGGAAGAGUAAAUCCCCGGAUUCGCCAUGAUAGAAGUUUAAGAAUCCACGCAAGUUCAUUGCCUGACCAUGGACAAGCGUUGGGCCCAGGAUGUGUUACGGUGUCGUCUCUGCGAGACCCCGGGCCCCCCUAUGUACUGUGACAUUUGUCACAUACAUCUGUGUAAAGCCUGUGUGGGGGAACAUCUCUCAGAUCAAUCUACAGAACACAAAGUGCUGCCAUUUGAACAGCGGGGAUCUACUACAAAUUACCCUAAGUGUCCUAAACAUUCCACAAAACAAUGUGAACUUCACUGUGAACAAUGUGACAUUCCUAUUUGUGCACUCUGUAUUUCUGAAGAAUUACAUUUAGGACAUAAACCAGUUGACAUUGUUAAACAUAUUGAAAGCAAAAAAGAACUUUUACAGAGAGAAAUGCAAGAGUUAGAGAAAUCCAUUUACCCUAAAUAUCAACAGAUUGCCUCUAAUAUCCCAGUUCAGAAAGCUGCUCUGAAUAAAAACAGCCAGAAACUGACAACAGCAAUAGACAAACAUGGAGAAGCCUUGCACAGAGAAAUAGACAUCAGGAUCCACAAACUGAAAUCUGAUCUCAAUGAAAUGGACACCAAACACCUGGCCGUCCUCGACAAACAUGAAGGUGAAAUCACACGCACCAUUGAUGAAAUCACACAGAGCAUUGCUGAACUGAAGAAGUUAGUGGACUCCAAUGAUGUCAGCCGUGUCUCUGCCUACAAAUCAAGGAUUGCUGAAUUCAGAAGAUUGCCUCCUAAACUCACCGUGUCCUUACCAAGUUUUACCCCUCAGAAGAUCAACAAAGAACAGCUUUAUCAACAGUUUGGUUCUCUGUCAGCGUCAUCUAUCAAAACAGAAGAUCAUGGCUACACCAUGGAUUCCCCUGGUGCUGAGUCCUCUCCCCCGGACAGACCGCUCAUUGAUGUAUACGUACCACGGAUCAUCACACAGAUAAACACCGAGUAUGGAGUCUCUAAUAGAUUAGGCAGUGUGUCCUGUCUGAGUGAUGAAGAACUAUGGACGUGUGGUCGGGACAACAAGAUGAGACUGUACAACCUAAAGGGAAAACUAGUGAAGUCAGUCCAAACCAAGUCAGGGAACGAUCCAGGGGACAUAGCAGUGACAAGGAGUGGGGAUCUAGUUUAUACUGAUUACGAUGAUAGAACUGUGAACAUAGUGAAGAAUAAAAAGAUAAAGACAGUGAUCAGACUACGGGGGUGGAGACCUCACGGUGUCUGUAGUACCUCCUCUGGUGACCUCCUGGUUGUCAUGAACAGUGAAGAUAAUAAACAAACAAAAGUUGUGUGUUACUCUGGCUCCACAGAGAAACAAAGCAUUCAGUACGACGACAAAGGACAACCUCUCUAUUCAUCUGGUGAAAUAUAUUACAUUAAAUACAUCAGUGAGAACAGGAACCUAGAUAUCUGUGUGUCAGACCAUGGAGCCCGUGCAGUAGUGGUGGUCAAUCAGGCCGGGAAACUCCGGUUUACCUACACUGGUCCUCCCUCUACUACCAAGGGAUCAUUUAGUCCAGCCGGCAUCACAACAGACAGCCAGGGUCGCAUCCUGACAGCAGACGGUGACAACGACCGUAUCCACAUCCUGGAUCAGGACGGACAGUUCCUCCGCUACAUUGACAACUGUCAUUUACAGGAACCAUUGGGUUUAUGUGUGGACACCAGAGACAACCUCUUUGUGGGUGAGUGGUUCACAGAUAAAGUGAAGAAAAUCCAGUAUUACAUGUAAACAAACUGUGUGUAUACCUACAUAUAUAAACAAACUGUGUGUAUAUCUACAUAUAUAAACAAACUGUGUGUAUAUCUACAUAUAUAAACAAACUGUGUGUAUACCUACAUAUAUAAACAAACUGUGUGUAUACCUACAUAUAUAAACAAACUGUGUGUAUAUCUACAUAUAUAAACAAACUGUGGGUGUUACAUUGAUAUGAAUUGUUUACAUAUUGAUAGAUGAAAUACAAACUAUAUGUAUGUGUGAAUACAACACUUACACAGGCUCUGUAUAAAUACUGUAGAGGAACAUUUCUGUGGAUUGUGAACAAAUUACAGGUAUAUUUUAUAUGUACAUGUAUUGUGUGUGUGUGUAAACAUACUGUUAUGUAUAUUGUGUAUAAUUAUAUUGCAUGUAUAUAAUAUUGUUUAUUUCUUAUUAUUUAAGAAAGAAUAAAAAUGUUAAAUAGUUCUAUGGGAUAUAAACUUGUUGGUCACAUGAUUAAAUCCUGUGAAGUCUGAAGGAAUUCUCAGAAGAUUACAUCAUGUCCCAACCAACUUUAUCCAAGAGAACAUUUUAACAUUAAAAUAUAUUAUCAUAUUUACAUUGAGAUGAGAGAUCAUUCCAAAUCAUGACUUACUGUCUGUCAUACAUACCAGGUUAUAUGCUCCAUGUGACAAGCCGUCAGUUGACCUCUUGACCCUUCAGAAAGUUCUACUGAAUUCUUCACUUCAUCCUUCAAUAGAUUCAGAUGACAAGAGAAAUAGCAAUGUACUUUAUAUUAACAAACUGUAUUUAUUUUAAUGUUAAGAGACUGAUUGCAUUUACAUGUACCAUGUAAACAAAACAAUACUUAUAUACAAAUUGUACUUCUAUUCUCAUUAGUAAUUGUAUUUCAUGAUGAAUGAAUAAUAAAAAAAUAUUGUAUUUUACAUUGAA